AUGAACAACGAGCAGCCUCGCCGUACCAGUUUCGGCAUGUUACUCCGACGCAGCAAAAGUGGCGAUCUAGGCAAAGGUGGUCGUAAGGCGCAAGCCCUUAGGGAGGCUGAGCUUGAACGACAGCGCCAGGCCUCGACGCGCAUUGCUCCUAAGCUGCCCGAAUUCGCCAACCAUUCUGAACAAUUAUCGAAAUCCUUUGGCCCCGAGUUGCGCCCCGAGUCACCAGCCAACGUUCCUCGAUCAGCAGAUUACACUGCUAUUCGGCCUUCAGCAGAAUAUCCUCGGGGAUAUGGCGCUGCUGCACAUGCUGCCGUCCCUGUUCCGCCGUUGCCCAACGGUGGUUUUGAUCCAUAUGCCAGAACAGAAAGCAUGACAAACCGUGGCCGCUACAGCUAUGCUAGUAGUGCUAUUAGCACGGUCAACAGUCCUCGUCGUGUUCGCAGACGAAAGGACCCGACGCCUUUGAAUAUUCUCGUCAUUGGUACUCGUAACUCUGGCAAAACAUCCUUUCUUGAGUUUCUCAAAACAGCGCUCGCUCUUCCACCCAAGAAACGAGCCAAGAAGGGUGAUGACGAAGUGCCGCAGAAUCGCAACACCCCCUCUGGAAACUUUAUUCCACACUACCUCGAAACUGAGAUUGACGGGGAGCGCGUUGGUCUCACCAUCUGGGACUCAGAAGGCCUAGAGAAGAAUGUAGUCGACCUUCAACUUAGGGAAAUGUCCGCAUUUCUUGAAAGCAAGUUUGAGGAAACCUUUGCAGAGGAAAUGAAGGUUGUACGCUCCCCUGGUGUGCAAGACACCCACAUUCACGCGACCUUCCUUGUCCUUGAUCCUUCUCGGUUGGAUCGCAACAUUGCAUCCGCGAGGAACCCAGCUAUCAAUGGUCAGCAAAACGGACACCUUGGCGCGCGUGUGCUAGGGAGUCUGGAUGAAGACCUUGAUUUGCAGGUCCUGCGUACGCUCCAGGGCAAGACUACUGUGAUCCCAGUCAUUGCCAAGGCUGACACCAUUACCACCAAGCAUAUGAACGUUCUCAAACGAAGCGUUUGGGACAGCAUCAAGAAAUCGGGCCUAGAUCCCUUGGAGGCACUUGGCCUUGAUGAUGAGGAUGAGAGUAGUGUUACUUCUGAAAGGAUUGCCGAGGAGGAUGAGGAGGAAGAUGAGGCCGGACACGAACGCGGUGGUGCUCAAACUCCUGAAAGCCAGGAAUUCCCACUACAGGGCCAUCGAGAAAGCCCAGCGGCGUCUCCAAGCUCCAAGAGACUGUCCACCAGCUCCAUUCGACGACAUAGAGCACAAGAAGAGGCCAAAGAAAAGGAAGAUGAGAUCCCUUUCCUGCCACUUUCCAUCAUCAGUCCGGAUCUGUACGAGCCAGGUGUCAUUGGCCGACAGUUCCCGUGGGGUUUUGCUGAUCCUUACAAUGAAGAGCACUGUGACUUUCAACGUCUGAAAGAGGCUGUUUUCAGCGAAUGGCGUGCCGAGCUACGUGAAGCUAGUCGAGAACAGUGGUACGAGGGAUGGAGAACGAACCGACUCAAGCAGAGGGAUGUCCCCUAUCGUCAUCGAUGA
Messenger RNA from Fusarium subglutinans, 1569 nucleotides. RefSeq names its product septin aspE. Gene Ontology annotation, molecular function: molecular adaptor activity; GTP binding; GTPase activity. Gene Ontology annotation, biological process: cytoskeleton-dependent cytokinesis. Lineage: Eukaryota; Fungi; Ascomycota; Sordariomycetes; Hypocreales; Nectriaceae. Gene Ontology annotation, cellular component: cell division site; septin complex; microtubule cytoskeleton. The transcript has 2 exons. The record is from RefSeq and is a predicted model, not a curated record. Bases 1 to 1569 code for a protein of 522 amino acids.